This is a messenger RNA of Rhincodon typus (whale shark), 5170 nucleotides long. Its product is annotated as C-X-C chemokine receptor type 5. The record is from RefSeq and is a predicted model, not a curated record. The transcript is spliced from 3 exons. Lineage: Eukaryota; Metazoa; Chordata; Chondrichthyes; Orectolobiformes; Rhincodontidae. Gene Ontology annotation, cellular component: membrane. The coding region runs from base 54 to 1169 and encodes 371 amino acids. Gene Ontology annotation, molecular function: chemokine receptor activity. Gene Ontology annotation, biological process: G protein-coupled receptor signaling pathway; chemotaxis; immune response.
GAAACUCAUAGACAAUUCAUCAACAUAUCAGUAACGUUUAUUACCUGGUAUAAAUGUCUGAGAUGAGAUUCAACAUGGAAAACCUAACUAAUAUGGUGUUCUCUGAUUUUGAUUAUUUGUAUGACAAUGUUACAGAUGACUUUGAUUAUGAAGAAACUUACUGCCCUGAAGAAGAUGAAACCCCCAAAUAUUUCCGGAAAGUCAUUGUGCCCAUGCUUUAUUUCAUUGUUUUCUUGUUUGGGAUCAUUGGCAAUGGCCUGGUGUUGCUGAUCCUGCUGCGUUACAGGCACAUGCGGACUCCUACUGACAAUUACUUGCUGCACCUGGCAAUGGCUGAUCUCCUCCUUGUCCUUGUCCUUCCUUUCUUUGCUGUGGAAAAAAUUUUGGGGUGGCACUUCAGUACUUUCCUUUGUAAAGUGAUAGGUUCCAUCCACAAACUCAACUUCUUCUGCAAUAGUUUGCUUUUAGGGUGCAUCAGCUUUGACCGGUACCUGGCGAUUGUCUACGCGGUCCAAACUUACAAAAAACGCAAAGCCCAGUAUGUGCACCUGGUCUGCUCAGCCAUCUGGUCCAUAGGAUUCAUCCUUCAAAUUCCAACUCUCGUCUUCUUAACAAUUGAGGAAAACUUACCCGAGGACAUUCCCAAAUGCACCUACCCAUCAAGUGACAUCAGGGUGAAUGACUGGCUCUUGGCCGAGCAGAUCCUGUACCAUGGCAUUGGCUUUUCCUUGCCACUUGUUGUCAUGUGUUACUGUUAUACCAAAGUGAUCCAAACUCUGUGCAAGACCCAGAACUUUGAGAGGCACAAGGCCGUCAAGAUGGUGCUGACAGUCACAGUCAUGUUUUUCAUCUGCUGGUCUCCUUACAAUGUGGUGAUGAUUAUCAGGACACUGCGAUCGCUAGAUGUGUUCACGGCUGGCUGUGAUUUAUACAGAAAACUAGCUUUUGCCAUGGCGCUGUCAGAGAGUGUUGGCUUCAGUCACAGCUGUCUCAACCCAAUCCUCUAUGUCUUUAUUGGUGUCAAAUUCAGAAAUGACAUCUUGAAACUUCUGAGAGAGAUGGGCUGCAUUAGUCAAGCCACCAUGGACAGUCACUUCCAUCUGAAACGUGCUGGGAAGAAUGGGAAUCCGUCUGUCUCUGACUACACCACCUCCUGGUCUAACGUUUAAACAUGGUGCUUUUUCCAGUCAGAGAUUAACAGGAACUGCAAAAUGGUCGGGUUUAUAAAUAGAGGUGGAAGAUGUUACUUUUUAUAAGUCAACUCCCAGGGAAGGUGGGGCUUAACUGAUAUCAUAAAACCCCUUGGGAAAGGCAUCAGUGACAAAUUGGAUGUCCAAUUAUAUAAUUCCAAAAUAAAUAAGAUAAUAAGACAUAGGGGCAGAAGUAGACCAUUCAGCCCAUUGAAUCUGCUCCACCAUUCAAUGACAUCAUGGUUGAUACUAUCAUACUUAACUCCACUUCACUGUCUUUUCCCAAUAAUCCUUCGUUCCUUUACUGAUUAAAAGGCUGUCUGCCUCAGCCUUAAAUACACUUAUUGGCCCAGGCUCAACAGCCCUCCAUGGUAAGGAAUUUUACAAAUUCACAACCCUCUGAGAGACAAAAUUUGUCCUCAUCUCUGUCUGAAAUGUGUGACGUCUUAUUCUAAUACUAUGCCCUCUGGUCCUAGACUCGCAAUAAGGUCUCAUCUCAUUCUUCUAUAUCCCAGUGAAUAUAAGCCCAACCUACUCAUCCUCUCCUCAUAAGACAUUCCGUCCCCACUUGAGAAUAGCCAAAUAAAUCUUAGAUAAAAAAAAGAGUGAAAUGGUGCAUAUUGGUAGAAGGAAUACAGUGGUCAAAUAUUCCCUGGAAAACAAUUGAGUAAAUGUGGUAGAAGGAGUUGCAUAUUCACUAGGUGCUAACAUUGGGAUCUCUCUCCCUCCCAACUUCACACAUUCCCCAUUGGUCAAUGGUAUCCAGCCCAUUUUAACCCUCGUCCAUUUUCUCUGCCCCUUUCCUUCUUGUUCUCUCUUUCUGUCUACCAUCUGAGGACCAAAAUAUUAUAUUGAUGCUGUGUACUAAUUUCGUCUUUCUCCAAUUGUUGCCAGCUUUUCCUGAUUAGUCUGUCUGCCUGUAUGUACAUGAUGCAGUCUCCUGUAUGGCCACCUUCUUUAUUAACCAGAUAAUUGGAAAGGCAACCAAUGCACUGGAACAUUUCUAGAGAAGUAGAAUUGAAAAGCAACAUGAUUAUGUUAAGUUUUUACCGAACAUAGCCAAGACCAUAGUGAGCCCUGUAAACAGUUCUAAUCUCCAAAAGACAAGUAGCUUAUAGAAGCACCAGGGAAGGUACAAACAAGAUUGAGAAGAGGUUAUACCCAGUCGGGAAGACUGUACAAGCUGGCAAUCAUCAGGCUAGAAAGGAAAUGUUGACAUCAUAGAGACGGUGUUUCCACUUGUUGGAGAGUCUGAAACUAGGAUCAUUGAUAUAAAACAGUCACUAGGAAUUCAACAGCAAAGGCAGGAGAAACAUUUGCACUCAGAGAGUGGUGAGACUGUGGAACUCACUCUCUUGUGGGUUGGUUGUGGUGAAUAGUAUUGGUGCGUUGCAAGGAAAUAUGGAUAAACACCGGGGUGUAGGGUAUACAACAAAUAAUGACGGAUGUUUGAUAAUGUGCUGCUGAACCCCUGGUUGGGAAAUUAUAUAAACUCCAAUACAAUUUCAUGAGUUGAGAGUCAUUUUAUUUCUGAUGAUUUGUAUGUUCAGGUUUUCAUAGAAUGGUUCAGCACAGGAAGAGGUCAUGGCACAGGUGCUUUCAGCUUGAAGUUAACCCCAGUUUUGUUUUAUUAGUUCAUAGAAUGUGGGUGCUGCUGGCUAGGCCAGCAUUUAUUGCCCAUCCUUAAUUGGACUGGAGAAGGUGGAGAUGAGCUGCCUGCUUGAACUGCUGAGUCCACAUGCUGUAGAGACACCUGCAGUGCUGUUAGGGAGUGAGUUCCAGGAUUGUGACUCAGUGACAGUAAAGGAACUGCAAUAUAUUUCCAAGUCAGGGUGAUGAGUGUGAAGAGGAACUUGCAGCUGGUGGCAUUCCCAUGUAUCUGUUGCCCUUGUCCUUCUAGGUGGUAGAGGUUGUGGUUUUGGAAGGUGCUGUCAGAGGAGCCUGAUUGAGUUACAGCAGUGCAUUCGGUAGAUGGCACACACUAUUGCGACUCCCAAUUCCUCCUGCUAUUCAUCAACGGCCAUCACCAAACCCCUUUUAUAUCCAGGAUUGUUAUCACACACAACAGAACAACUUUCCUACCGCUAAAUCACCAUGAAUUUUUUUUUUUUUUGUUUUUUUUUCCCCUUUUUGUUAAACUACUAACCACCACGGAUAUAAUCGCUGGUGUAGCCAAUUAAAUAUUUAUAAGGAAAGCCCAUUAUAGCAAUGCAAACCAUCAAAAGUGAGGGGGGAGGGGUAGGGAGAAAGGACCAAUUCCCCUUUAAAAGUUCCAGUUGAACUUGCUUCAGCUGUUCUUCCAUGCAGAAUGUUCCAGACUACAUUCACAGACUGUGUAAAAUAGUUUCGACUUCUUUCCUGUGUCUUGUCUCAGUUUCUAUGAGCAAUCACUGAUGUCCCUUUCUUAUUGGACAAGAGCUCAGCAUUAAUGCCUUCUUCACCAGAUCAUGGCCUCUCUUUAAUUUACCACGUCUUCCCAAACUUGAUCCAUUGCCCAAACCAUUUACUCUAAAAAAAAACUCUCCUCUUACCCAAAUUUGAAAUUGCUAAGAACAUCAACCCCAGCAGAGUUCAUAAGACCAGAAGACAUAGGAGCAGAGGCAGGCCACUCAGCCCAUCAAGUCUGCUCUGCCAUUCAAUUAGAUCAUAGCUAAUCUGACAAUCCUCAACUUUCCUCAGAACCCUUGAUUCCCUUCCUGAUUAAAAGUCUGAGUAUCUAUCCAUUGAAUGCAUUUAAUGACCCAGUCUUGUCCAAGUUGCGUCUGUUCCCACCUUCCUCAGUGCUGCUGCCAGCAGCCAAUCACCCAGAACCCUUUUCUCCCACACCAGUCUUAAAGCCACCAUUCAUCUCUCUCAUCUGAUUCAGAGACUGUUCAUCGCUAGAAAUAGGUUACACAUAAAUGGAACCCAGCAACCAUUCUUCCCUCACUUUGUGAUCGUCAAACAGGACACCAUUCAGCUUCUCCAGUCAAUUCCAGCAAUCCAUCAAUAAUUCGUCUGUCCACGUUGAUGGUCAAACCCUUAAUCCACCCAUCCAACAAAAAAUAAUCAUACAUUAGACAUUUGUAGUUGUCUUCAGCUUCAAAAGCUUUCAGGGGAAGACAGCUCAAGAUUCCUACUCCCCUUUGUGUUUGCUGAAUCAUCCUGAACGUGGCCUGGCUAAAAUAUUCUAGUUCUGGACCAGAAUCCUCCUCCAGCAAUUUCCUGAGAUCCCCUCACGGGAGGGGAAACGCGAUAGUUUUGGUGUCAAACCUGCACAGAAGUGGUGACAGACCGGGCUGUUCAUGUUCCUGUAGUUCACACUCUUACUCUGAUUUCAAUGUAAUUACAACCAGCCUGUGAACAACCCUAACAAGGGAUGGUAGAUUAGCUUGAAGUCGAUUUCACAUUUCAUUUGUGAUGCUUGUGCAGCUGAAUAGCCUGUUGAGAUUCAUUGACGAAUACCAGCUCUGAACAAGUGGCUGUUUGAGAUAACAGCGAGUCGGCACUUUGUAAGAACUAAAGAAAAAAAACUUCAUGUCCUUGUCUACAUAUUUCAUCAACUAUUGCGCAGAAUAAAACGGCUGGGAAAGACGUGAACUUGCUGAUACCUUUAAUAACGUAGCAAUUCAUCUCAUUACCAAGAUGCGACCAAAAGUGAAUGAAACAUUAGCAAGACCGCUGUGAACAUGUCGAAAACAAUGUGGUAGAGAUUCAAUUUGGCUUCACUGAGCCCUGUCAAUAUCCCCUAGCCAGCUGAACUGACCCCUGUGUGUGUGUGCAGCCUGGGAAUCAAUUCUGCUGUAGUUACCAGAAACUGAAACAAAACUCUCUUGAUAUUUUGCUUUUUGCCGAUUUUAACUGUAAUUAUCAAAGCAAGAGCGUGUUUACAGCACUCUAGAAACUGCUGAAAGUUCCGCGAUUUCAACUCAGCCAUUUACUAUUCCUUGCUCUUGCUGACUUUUGUUUGAUCAUUGAUAAUAAAGGCGAACAUUCCUGCA